This is a messenger RNA of Cephus cinctus (wheat stem sawfly), 2292 nucleotides long. Its product is annotated as zinc transporter ZIP1. The transcript has 9 exons. Gene Ontology annotation, molecular function: zinc ion transmembrane transporter activity. Gene Ontology annotation, biological process: zinc ion transmembrane transport. Bases 861 to 1877 code for a protein of 338 amino acids. Gene Ontology annotation, cellular component: plasma membrane. The record is from RefSeq and is a predicted model, not a curated record. NCBI's taxonomy places the organism in Eukaryota, Metazoa, Arthropoda, Insecta, Hymenoptera, Cephidae.
GCCUUUCUCGCCUACUCGUACUGUUACAUUAGAAGCGUGUCGAUUCGUUCUUUCGUUCGCAUUCUCGUCUGACCGUGACAAGUAGUGGCCUACUUCUAAUAUAUGAACGCACAAAACAUUCUUAAUACUAAACAUCGCGUAUCCGAUGUCAGGUAGAAUUUUUUGAACCCAAUCUGAGCACCAGGUGCGAUCGUGAUUUAUACGUGAUAAGUAGUGAAUAAAAAUAAAAUUAUAAAAGACCUUGGUAUUUGAAGAAAAAAAAUUCUUGCAGACACGAUGAAACGAAGUAAUGUAAAUUUAAAUUUGACAAAAAUUCUUCGGCAUGAUACGCGCUUGACAAACACAUACAGUAAAUAUACGUAGUACAAUAAAAAAAAUGAAUUUUAUUCAUUCAUGAUUGAUCGGAGAUCGAUCGUAUCGUAAUAUGCCAAACGAAUAAAAGCAUAAUGAAAAGUUUUACAAUCAGAUAACUGAAGAUUUCAAUGAUCUGAAAGGUAUUUGUGUGAGUGCAAAAAACGAUCUUACCAGAUUCCAUAUGUGUACAUUUUUUAUGUCACGAGCGUACGAAACAUUUGGUGUGUGAUUGCAAAGAGUAGAGGAAGCCACGUAAACCGUAAAACAGCAGCUAAACACAGUUGCUGAGUUGUCUGAUAACUGAUACUAAUGUGGUAACUUACACCAUGCUGCAUUGUCUGAAAGACCGUAGCGGACCAACGGAGAUAUAUGUAUACAAUUCGUCUGAGAGUAAAUUGUUGAGCCUUAACAAGGAAAUUAACGCCUAUUAAGUGAAUGAGGGUGUAAUAAAUAUAAAAGACAAAGGAAUAUAAACGUAUAUCACGGGAUAAGGAACAAUUUUCAAAAUGCCGACUAUAAAUUUAACGACUGCUCUUACGCGACAUGACACGACCAGUGAAGAAGAUAUAGCGGCAGUUCUUAUCGCUAAAGGUACUACCAUGGUAGUACUUUGUAUAGUCAGUAUAUCCGUGGGUCUAGUUCCUAUUCAGUUGGCUAAAUGGUUCAACUGGACCUCAAGUCACAUAAGUCCAAGAUCACAGAAAAUGGUUAGUAUCCUCCUGGGUUUUGGGGGUGGCGUUCUGUUUUCAACGACAUUCCUCCACUUAUUACCGGAAGUCUCCGAGGGAGUAAAAAAGCUCGUAGAAUCCGGCGACCUGCCAGAUCUGAAUUUCUCUCUAGCUGAAAUAUUCAUGUGUUCUGGAUUCUUCAUCAUGUACCUGGUAGAGGAGGUGGUGCAUACGUAUCUAAGAAAACGAGAAACUGAAAAAGUAGUAAAUAACAAUAUCACUAAAAGUACAAACGAAUUGGUAAAUCCAAAUGGCAAUUCAGUUUGUACAGGGAAUAACGUAGGAUACGGACACGGUCACAGUCAUUUACCCCCGCUUGAAGAAUCUAACGAUGUUGUAGUAAAUUCAAUCAGAGGUUUACUGAUAGUCCUUGGUUUAUCAGUGCAUGAACUCUUCGAGGGUCUCGCCAUUGGUCUUGAAAGUUCUGCCAGCUAUGUAUGGUAUAUGUUCGCUGCAGUAGCUGCGCAUAAGUUCGUCAUAGCCUUUUGCAUUGGCGUAGAAUUGAUCACAUCGAAGACCAAACUUUAUUUAUCAGUAAUAUACAUCUGUACGUUUGCCGUGGUAUCGCCGUUAGGCAUUGGCAUCGGGAUGCUCCUUGUAGGAGGCGGAAGUGCAGCUGCCAGUGGAGCAAUGGCUGUUGUUCUUCAGGGCAUAGCUACUGGAACACUUCUCUACGUAGUCUUCUUUGAGAUUCUCCACAAGCAUCGCAACGGACUCGAUCAAUUCCUUGCUAUCCUGAUUGGGUUUGUCGUAAUGUUUGGACUUCAGACAGUGACUGAACCAAGCACGGAUUAAAUUCGAAGCAUUCACAUUUUCGAUGCUUACAACUGCGAGGACGAUGGCUUCGAACAUAAUCGGCAACCUCGCGGGCGCUAGCUGCACGGAGAGAUCGUCACGUUUCAGGCGAACUUUCUCAAUCCCAUUCUAGACGGAUCUGUUCAUCGGUUCUAAUCGGAUCCUUGAAAUCUGAACUGUGGCGUAGGCCACUUCCUGGUGAUGUUAAAAAAUGUCCUCGAUUGAUCGUGCUGCGUGUCUAACACUGUUUUACGUGGCAAUAGAUCCUUCGAAGUCUAUAUACUCAUCCCUGUGUGUAACUCACUAAAACAAAUCAAUUAUGAUAUUAUUAUCACAUCGAAUAAAAUCAUUAUAUACUACGUAGUUAACCUUAUCUGUAAUUAACACAUGUAAAUAAAAACAGGUCCACAAUCUA